UUAGCCAUUUAGUGGAAUGCGUACCACCAGUGGGUAUGUUAAUUUAUACUAUUUUUGUUAAAUAGUGGAUAACACUGUUAGUGAUAGUGUUUGGGUGAAGUAUAAAAAGUUUGUGGUUCUCUCGUGUUACUUAUCAAUUUAAGAAAAAUGCGUGAUUUAGUUUGCAAACAUUUUCCAUCAGUAAAUUGAAUGUGUUUAUGCAAAAUGUUGCUUUUGUUCCUACGUCAUAAAUCCAUUCCUUUGUUGACGUCUCAACAGAGCAAACUGUCAAUGCGCUCACGGUGCAAUCGACAGUGUUUACUUUUGCAUCGAAAGUGUUGCUUUGAGCAGAAAAUUAACAAAAUCACCUUAAAAAAGUGGCGCAACAUGCCUCUUAUUGUCAUCACCGGUUUACCGCGCAGUGGGAAAUCAUCCCGCGCAAAAGAGUUGGAACAAUAUUUUACCGACAAUGGUAAAGAACCCGUCCAUAUCGUGUCUGAAGCGGACUGUAUUGCACGGUCCGGGUACGGUGUGAAGGAAAGCUUCACCGAUACGACGAAGGAAAAACAAAUCCGAGCCAGUCUCAAGUCGGAAGCGAUGAAACUACUCACCAAAACAUCGCUGGUCAUCCUGGACGGAACGAAUUAUAUUAAAGGGUAUCGGUACGAAAUCUUCUGCAUGAGCAAAAACGCUCGUACGACCCAAUGCACGCUACAUUGUGCCAUGACCGUUGAACAGCGGGAUGCUCGAAGAAAUGAGAUUGUACAAAGUCUGACCACCAGUGGGAGUGAUCUGGAUGUCGAUACGUUUGAUGCCCUUUGUCAACGGUAUGAGGAACCGCAGGACAGCAGCCGUUGGGAUCGCCCGUUGUUCACCAUUUAUGGUGAGGAGACGCUGAAUCUUAUCCAAAUCAACAGCGCUUUAUACGACCAGGCACCGUUGCCACCGAAUUUAGCCACACAAAAUAUGCCACUUAGUGCAACGAAUUUUCUUUUCGAGCUGGAUAAAACAACGCAAACAAUCAUCGAUCAGAUUGCUUCCGCUAGGAAAAUUGGCCUCGACGGCCCCGUAGAGAUUCCCCAGGCGGGAAUGCGCGCGGAAGUGCCGUCCAGUAUGAGUGUAGCGCAGUUAAAUCGUCAUCGAAGACAGUUUUUAAAUUACGUUAAAAUGCAUACAAACGUUAGCUCGGAUAUUAGUAAAAUACCGGCAAUUUUUGUACAAUUUCUCAAUACGAAUACAAAUGGCGCUUAAACUAGCGUUUAACCAAA
Anopheles funestus (African malaria mosquito) is the source of this 1247-nucleotide messenger RNA. Its product is annotated as protein KTI12 homolog. The transcript has 2 exons. NCBI's taxonomy places the organism in Eukaryota, Metazoa, Arthropoda, Insecta, Diptera, Culicidae. The coding region runs from base 190 to 1230 and encodes 346 amino acids. The record is from RefSeq and is a predicted model, not a curated record.